Acanthochromis polyacanthus (spiny chromis) is the source of this 5003-nucleotide messenger RNA. It is a transcript of the gene drc1, whose product is annotated as dynein regulatory complex subunit 1 homolog (Chlamydomonas). The transcript has 16 exons. Gene Ontology annotation, biological process: regulation of cilium movement; cilium-dependent cell motility; axonemal dynein complex assembly. Lineage: Eukaryota; Metazoa; Chordata; Actinopteri; Pomacentridae. Gene Ontology annotation, cellular component: axonemal dynein complex; axoneme. The record is from RefSeq and is a predicted model, not a curated record. The coding region runs from base 143 to 2083 and encodes 646 amino acids.
ACUGAUCGCUCUGUCGCCAUAGCAACGUCUACCAAACUGAUACUGAGCUGCCGUUUUUCGUCUUCAUCACUUCAACACUUACCGAUUUCUGUCAAUAAGUCAAACUAAGUUGUGUCAAACUUUGACACAACACAACGUGAACAUGGAAAAAGUUGACAAAGAUCCAGAGGAGGCACCGGGACGCUCUGUGCUGCCUGAAAAACAAGAGGCGAAGACCAGGAUCCCCACUCGCAAAAUUGAAGAAAACCCCAUUGAGGAGGGCACCGAGCAGUCAAAGAGACAAGAGGAGCAGGAACAUACAAAGAGAAUAAUCGACCUGCAGAGAGAACUGACAACAUUUGUGACCAACAUCCAAACUGCAGGCGAUGCCAAAUGGUUGGAGCGAAAGGCAGAGUUGGAGGAAUCUCGCAGAAUUAGACGAGAGCGGCUGGAGAAUGAUGUGAAGACCAGCCAGGAAAAAUAUGAUGAGAUUGUGAGAAGCUGGUUGACGCUCAAUGAGAAGAGGAUGCUUCAGGAACUGCAUGAAGCCCUGAACAGCCAUCAGCAGUUGUGUGACAUUAUCAUCGCAGACAAGAAAAAACUCAUUAACGAUCUGCAACAGGAGUUAAAGAAGAGAGACGAUCACUAUGUGAAGACCUUGAGGAACAACGAGGAGGAGAUUGACCUGCUGAUUGAGAGGAUGGAGGAGCAGAUGAGAACUCUGACUAAUGCUUACAGGGAACAGCUUGGUCAAACUGAGACUGUUGAUCAGCAGGAAACUGAAGCCUCACUUGCACAAUACAAGGCAGAAUGGCAACAAGAAAUGACGGAACUUUGGGACAAACAGAUAGCACAGUUGACAGACAGGAGGGAUGAAGUGAAGAACUAUGAAGAGAAACUCCAUGAUCAGAUGUUGAAGGACGCUGACUUAUACAACCAGAGACUUCUAGAAGAAAAUUGUUCAAAGUUCAAGGUCCAGAGAGAGCAUCAGCAGAAGAAAGCCGCUGACAGCGUCGAGAAGCUCCUAACAAAUAUCAAAUCGUAUCAGCCCUCAGAAGGCAAGAGGACCAGCAUUAAAAGAAGGAUCUCCGGCCUGCAGAAAGAACGACAAAGCCUACAAAACGAGCUCCUAAGACAACAGAAAGAAUUAGCGCAGAAGAGAGAGACAUUAUCUAAGGAAUACAAAUGCACCAUGGAUCAAUAUGAACGCCUACAGAAGCAAGUCAAACACUUCGCAGUUGCUGAUGCCACAAAAUUUCGGGAGAUGUGGCAAAUGUGCGAAGAAGAGAGGAAAGAACAAGUGGAGAAAAUUUUGGACUUGGACUCACAGAUCUGCAAACAUCUUGGUGUAGCUUGGGAGCGGCCUCCUCUGCCAUUCAUGGAGCACUCGGGUCCCAUCCAGCCUCAGACACAGGCCCCGAGGCCCGACCACCAGGGAGAGGAGGGAGAGUUAUCUGUGGAGAAAAUGAAGAAAGUGAUGGAGCUGCUGUGUGAUGAAGCGGGCUUCCUGAUGGAGAGCAAAGUCCUGCAGCUGCUGGCUCCCCUGGAGAAGGAAAACCAGACCGUUGUGAAGCAGAGAGCUCUUUUUCAUUCUUUGGGCAUCAAAGGCGAGGAUGUGCCAGAGUUGACUGAUUUCUUAUCAAAGUACAAACAAGAGCAGGGAGAGCAAACAGAGUGCUUUGUCUGCCUGCAGGAUGUUUGUGCUGAAUCCAGUGAUGUUGCAAAGGCAGUGGAGACCAGUGCUAGCACUGAUAUGAGCUCUGAACUGAUCCACUGUAGCAGUGUCCUGCCUGCUCUGAGAAGUUUCCUCAAGCAGCGUGUGGAGUCUAGGGAGAGCACAGCCCACCACCGUUCCACCGUUGGCCAUACAGAAGCCCGAGAUGCUGCAGAUUAUAAAACCUACUGGGACAGUAUGGCCAACGUAAUUUCCGAGGACAAGCUCAAGAUGUGGGAUGCAGCAGAGAGGAAAUUCAGACAAUACCACGUGGUUCUGACCAACAUCUCUGAGCUCCGUUCUCAGAAUGAGCGUCUGCAGCGGCGAAACGCAGAACUGCGAGUACGAGUCCAAGAGAUGGCCAUCUCAACAGUCGGCUGGUCACAUUAAAACAAAACCAAUGUGAACGUGAACACAACAGUAGCACCAUUAGCAAAGCAUUUAAAAGAUAAAAAAUAAAGAUAAAGCCCUAAUUAGCAAAAAUGUUGUAUUGGCAGUUUUUUUUUUCAAUCCUACUUAAAAAAAAAAAACAGUGCAGCUGCUCAAAGAAAUACAAGUUCCAGUGCAGUACAAAAUGUGUACACCAUACUACUGAGACACUUGGGGGAUGUUGGUGGUUCUGUCCAGUGAUGUUAAAGAGCAUGUAGCUGACUUCAAUGACUUCUGCAACUCACAAAAAGAAAAACAAUCAUGCAUUUGGUUCUUUCAAGGGUUUGUUACAGGUCUUUUAGAAAUAUGACAAAAUGUACUGCAUGACAAUAUAGCAAAACACAUCAGCACGUACAACUUUCAGAAAUGGCCACUUGAAGGAGAGUCAGAGCCUAAAACCCUUCCUACAGCACGGAACUUGUGCAGCCACACACAGGUUUUUAAAACAUAGUACCACUAGAUGGCAGCAUCAAGCCACGUGUAAGACUGCAAUAUUCUAAGAGAGAUUUUAUUUCCUCUGCUUUACUUAGGGACACAUCAGUUUUCAUGCAGUAAUAUAAUGUUGCAUCUGUGUCAAAGUGAUUUGUCUGAGUCCGCCAACAUUUGAAAUAUUCCUAGGAUAAGAAAUUGGAAAAGACAGCUUAAGAUACAGAGCCAACAUGUAAAAUCUCCUAUGUUGUGAUUUCAAUCAGGUAAAAAUAGAUGGACUGCGGAUUGGAGAUUACAUAAAAAGCAGAAAACUUAAUAUGUUGACUGGCCAAAAAAUACAAAGAAAGAAAGAAGCACAACUCCUGUUCAUUGUUGACUUUCCAGUUUACCAGGACACCUGAAGGCAGCACUGGUCGCUCUGUCACCAUAUCACUGUGUACCAAACAGAUAGAGUUGCUGCUUUUCAUCACUUCAGCACUUAUCAAUUUCUGUCAGUAACUUUGACAACUCAAUUGAACCUGUGCCAAGAGUUUGUACAAUCAAAACUCCCCAUACAAGAUAAAGUCCUUUAUUUUCUGCAUACAGUGGUGGAAAAAAGUGUUUGGACACCCCAUGCAUUUGUGAAAUACUGCAUUAAGAAUACCUCUUUGGUCUUCACGUGUAAUUUCUUUUAGCAGAGUCACAGUCAAAAUACUUAAAUCCUAAAAAAAGCCAUUAAAAACGUAAAGUUGAUUGGUUCCAUAAAAAUACAUAAAUGUUGAGUCAACUACCAUUUAAUAGAUUACAAUGGAGACACUCUUGCUCCCCCUCAGCACUGAUGGUUUGGUAAUCCCCUAACUUUCCAGCACCCUCUCCAUAAUCAGGAUAACAACACCUUUGUUUAUAGCCCAAAUCUUUGUAAAACUAAGGGCAUGAAGCUGUACUUUGUAGUGACAAAGCGCCAAUGUUAACAUGUCAACAUGUACGUCAGGGAAAUAAGACAGUUAAAAAGGUAAAUGCUUCACCUGCUAACAGCCAGUAUGUUAACAUGGUGCAGUUAGCAUUAUCCUUAAAGUUUGCCCUACAGACCUGCUGGUGAUGCUGGAAACUCAUCUCUGGUAUUUCUUGCCUACUAAUGAUUGCACUGGUGCUGUCGGCAGAUGGUUGAUCAGCAGGAAACUGAAGUCUGACUUGCACAAGACAAGGCAGAAUUCAAAAUAUGAUGUGUGAUUACUUAUUACUUUUAAGUUUAUACUUUACUGCAAAUGCAUGGAAAGUAUUGUAAACAUACUUUUGUGCAUCACUAGUUUUCUAUUUGUUUCUUCCCUGUUUCAACAUGACCGCUGUUGUGUACAGUUCAGCUCCAUAAAAGCAUUGUUUUACCAGCUGGCAGUGCAACAACCUCAACCUUAAUGCAGUUCUAAACCACCGUUCAACACACUGAGAACCUGAAACCAGGGUUGUGUAAAAGCAGUUUUGGACUAGCAUCAUCAGUUAUCAUAGGUUGGUGUCAUGUUAGUGUGUCCACAUAAUAGUUUUAGUUAAGUACAAUAGCGCAAAGUUAUGCUUUAAUCCAUGUUUUAGUGUAGUUAAAUUUCAUGUUUUUCACCCGAGGUUUUGUCUUGAAGGCACAGGCAACUAAAAUGCAAUAAUUCAUUUAAAGCUCACCGUCAAGUCAGUAUGAAAUAACGUCAUCAUAGUUUUGUGUACAUCUGCUCUGUUUAGCUUGGUCACCUUUUAAUUCCAGUGUUACAUCACCCUUAUUUUAUGAGAUUUUAGACAGCAGAGUUCAUUUUGUAAUGGGUCAGUGGUUUGUUUUGUCCCCUUUUCUGUGUACUGGUACCACAAUCGUUUGGUUUUCCCAGUUUGCCGUGGAAGAACCUGACUGUUCUACACAAAGUCCUGAUCUCAGUCACAUACCAAACCUUUAUAAUGACUCAGAAGAAAUCCCAGCAGCCAGGUUCUGGUUAAAAACCUGAGCUGCAUAUUAGUGAAUGUGGCUUUACACUGACAACUAUCAAAUGUAGGUGCUGUUUUACGGUGUCUACAUACUUUCAGCCCCUAGCCUGGCAUUAUCAUAAGCUGUCAUGCAAUCUGUUUCCUAGAUAUUUAUUGUUUUUCAUUUUUUUGUACUUGUGGCUUGAAAGAAUGAUUUUUGCCCUGAGUUUCGUCUUGAAGGCACAGAUGACAUAAACUACAUUCGUCCUUUUCUAUCCAAACCGCCGUAGAUACACAAAUAAUGACAGAUGCAGCUCAAAUUUUAUUCACAUUUAUUUUUGCUUUUAGUGUGCUCACAGAAAAUUAGAACACCUUAAGCAGAGGAGUUUAAUAGCAAUUGUUUUGUAAGCAAAGUUACAUUCCAUCUCUAAGUCAAAUUGGUCAAAGCUUCUCCAGUAUUUACAAAAGGAAAAGAAAGAAAGAGAGAGACAAGAUGCUACACAAACAUUUGCAUCUGAUAGAUUCCUUUAAAUUU